Lotus japonicus is the source of this 1948-nucleotide messenger RNA. Its product is annotated as transcription factor ILR3-like. Gene Ontology annotation, biological process: regulation of DNA-templated transcription; intracellular iron ion homeostasis. The coding region runs from base 972 to 1637 and encodes 221 amino acids. The transcript is spliced from 5 exons. Gene Ontology annotation, molecular function: DNA-binding transcription factor activity; protein dimerization activity. The record is from RefSeq and is a predicted model, not a curated record. NCBI's taxonomy places the organism in Eukaryota, Viridiplantae, Streptophyta, Magnoliopsida, Fabales, Fabaceae.
AUACGGUUGUGAUUAUAAAUAGAUAAAUCAUUUGAAUGACAAAUCAACUAUAUUUGUUCUUCUAUGUUUUAUUUAAACAGCUUUGAAGUGUCUCCUUAUGGUGGUUGAUAUAUAGAGAGUUUCUCUGUCCCAGUUUUACACCAAAUAGAGUUUCAGUUUAGCCGGAAGGAGAAAAGCAUGUCUGCUGCAAUUUGGAAACAUCCAUGUCAUGUUGAGGCUAGACCUGACUCGAACAUGUGUCACUUGAGAGUUAUUCACGAAGUCUAUCUUUUAAUAUUAUGAUGUUGUUAAAUAAGUUUUUAAACUUAAUAAUAAUCUGGCACUCAAACUAUACUUUCACAGCCACACUUCUAAUAAGUAUUUUCAUUCUUCAAAUUAGACCUCAAUCACAUGCUGAUGUAACUUAUUAGAUCAUAAAAAUAAAGAAGUUUGUUGAAACUAGAAGUUAGUUUCGGUUAGCAGUCAGUUAGUUGGUUUCUUUAGGGGAUAAUUUAACCUCUCUCAUAAAUGUUGUGGAAUACAUGUUGGCUUAGUUGGUAAGGACAAAUUACUUUUCCUCGGUUGUGUGUUUUAUUCCUGAUGUCGAUGUGAAAGUUGUGUUGAUGGACGAUAUGUAAUUACCUUUGUAAGCGACCUAUGGUUUCAGAGAAAUGCUCUAAUUCAUGGUAGUGACCGGAACUGAAUCCACCGAAACUUUUUUAGAAAAAAAAACCUUGUGGGAAUGGGGUUUAACCAAACCAAAAAGAGAAGGUGGAAGUGCAAUGUGAGUUUUGUGGUGGGAAGUGAUAGGUAUUGGUGUUCCAUUGAGAGUCUGUCGUAUGGUACCAAAUUCCUCAGUUCCCACACAUGACACGCCCACCAUGUUGUUACAUUUUCAGAUUUUCUAGUUCACUCAAUCAUUCAUCAUCACCAUAUAUUCAUAUCUACAACAACAACACCACAUUCUUAGCUUCACACCCUCUUCGCCAGAGAUGGACAACUGCAAUUGGAUGUUGGAUUAUGGUGGUUAUUUAGAGCUUGACCCUCCCAAUUUCUCAUGGCCCUCUUCUUCUCCUCCCACUCUCAGUGUGGAACUAGAUGACACCUAUGGAAAUUCAGAUGCUUUCAAGGAAAGUGGCUCGAGAAAACGCUCAAGGUCAGGAUCCUGCAACCUAUCUGGUUCCAAAGCAUGCAGAGAGAAAAUGCGAAGGGAUCAGCUAAAUGACAGAUUUUUAGAACUAAGUUCUAUCCUAGACCCUGGAAGGCCUUCCAAAAUGGACAAGAUGGGUAUAUUGAGUGAUGCCGUUCGAGUAGUGAGUCAGUUACGAGAGGAUGCUCAGAAGCUAAGAGAGUCCACAGAGAAUCUACAGGGGAAAAUCAAUGAAUUGAAGGCCGAGAAAAAUGAGCUUCGUGAUGAGAAGCAGCAAUUAAGAGCAGAGAAAGAUAUCAUUGAGCAGAAGCUUAAAGCCAUAAGUUCACAACCUAGCUUCCUACCCCACCACUCCACCCUCCCAACUGCAUUUCCUGCCCCUCGACACGUUGUUGGUAGCAAGCUGAUGCCUAUUAUAGGCUAUCCAGGAGUUUCAAUGUGGCAAUUUUUACCAUCUGCUGCUGUUGAUACCUCUCAGGAUCAUGUACUCCGGCCCCCAGUUGCAUAAGUUGGCAAAGGUUCUGUAUUUUUGUAUAAUGGAGAAAUUUUCUUUUAUUUUUGUGCUAUAGCUUUUAAAUUUACCAGAUGUAUUAAAAAACCUUGAGUUUAAAGCACUCCUAUUGACUGCUGGAGCAAUUUUUCGGUAACUACUCAGCUUUUGGCUAUAUGUUCAGCCAAAUUGAAUCUUUUACUUUUGUACUAUUGCUUUUACAUUUGCCAAGUGUAAAAGAAACCUUGAUAUGAAAACAACUAUUGACUGUAGGACAACUUUUUGAUAACCUCUCUAAUUUGCUCUAGAAUUUACCCAUUUAGUUUGGU